UGAGUUAACACGAAGGUUAUUUUACAUGAGGGAGGAACUGCUUUGGACCAAAACACUGCCGUGAGAAUAGCUGCAAAGCUAAGAAGAGGCGUUUGUUUUGUAGCUGUGAGGAGCUUAUUCUUCUUCAAAACAUUACAGGAGAGGUGAAGCAUCAUGGGGAAACACAACAGCAAGCUGGCUCCGGAGGUUCUGGAUGACCUGACCAAGAACACUGAAUUCAACGAGGCAGAGCUCAAGCAGUGGUACAAAGGGUUCCUCAAAGACUGUCCCUCUGGUAUCCUCAACCUGGAGGAGUUUCAGCAGCUCUAUGUUAAGUUUUUCCCAUAUGGUGAUGCCUCAAAGUUCGCCCAGCACGCAUUUCGGACAUUUGACAAGAACGGUGACGGAACCAUUGACUUCAGGGAGUUCAUCUGCGCCCUGUCCAUCACCUCCAGGGGCAGCUUCGAGCAGAAACUCAACUGGGCCUUCAACAUGUAUGAUCUGGACGGGGAUGGAAAGAUCACACGCAUGGAGAUGCUGGAGAUCAUUGAGGCCAUCUACAAGAUGGUCGGCACUGUGAUCAUGAUGCGUAUGAACGAGGACGGGCUGACCCCGCAGCAGCGCGUGGACAAGAUCUUCUCCAAGAUGGACAAGGACCACAAUGAUGAGAUCACCCUGGAAGAGUUUAAAGAGGCCGCCAAGUCCGACCCCUCAAUUGUCCUACUGCUGCAGUGUGACAUGCAGAAGUAGAGAGAGGGAUGGGUGGAGAAACGGAGGGGAGGAGGGAGGGGAGGGACGGGGGAAGAGUUGAACUGAAUCAAGGGAAGGAAGGAGGAUGAGAGAAGAGAGGGGCUGGGCAAGGAAGGGAGGGAUGCAGUUUUGGGAGGAGGAGGUAGGGAAGAUUUUUCCCUUUUUUUGAGGCAGUGAUGACUGGCAAUGAGCCGUGUUUGGAACACAGUGGACCUCUGAUUGAUGCCAUUCUUUUCUUCCAGGCCGGCCCGCUGUGCAGCACACUCCUGCAGCACUUCUGCUUCAGUCUAGCUGAGUGUCGUUACAAAUCCAAUCUGAUGAUUUGUGAAAAGAGGAAAUUCCCCCAGCUCUUUUGGCACAGGCUCACAACAUAUUGCAGCACAAAAUACUGCAGGGUGAUUUCAGUGCAAAGGUCAGCUAUGUUUUUAGAACACUUGGACCUUCAACUUAUUUAUCCCACUUUUCUUAUUAUAAUAAUAUUGUAUGUUUGCCCACUCUUUUUAAGAUGUUACUCUUACUCUAGAUAUAAUUGUAAAGCCAGUUGCUUCCAACUGAGGAAAGUAAACAUGGAUUUAAGGGGUAAUGCAAAAA
Molecule: messenger RNA, 1320 nt
Organism: Centropristis striata (black sea bass)
Lineage: Eukaryota; Metazoa; Chordata; Actinopteri; Perciformes; Serranidae
Product: hippocalcin-like protein 4
Exons: 4
Coding region: 154-729 (191 amino acids)
Molecular function (GO): calcium ion binding
Source: RefSeq, a predicted model, not a curated record